UAAAUACUAUAAAUAAAUAUCCGUUGGUAACUUUUACUGAAUUAGUUUGAACAAAAUGGCCGCGCUCGCGAAGUGUCUAAUCGUCCUGUGCGCUGCUGUUGCAGCCUCCGGAUUUGGCCUGGGUGAUAUGGAUGUUAUAUUCCACUUGUUCCACAGCGGGAGCCCGGACGUAAGCGAGCCUCUGCUGCCCACCGCAAAUUCAAUCAUGCAAUCUUCAUUCUCUCCCUUCCGCCCCACUGUAAUAACUAUCCAUAACAGUGGUGAAGCCGUCACAGGAAACUUCAAUGCAUUUACUAUUCCUGCACACUUGGCUGCUCAAGACGUCAACUUGAUUGCUGUCGACUGGAGUGCCGGCUCUUCAAUGUACUCGCAGGGUCUCGCUAACGCUGUGCAAUGUGGACAGCGCAUCGCGUCAUUCAUCAACCUUUUGGCCAAUAUCGCCGCAUACGGUCCAGAAAACUAUCGUAUUGUAGGUGUCGGUCUUGGUGGACAUAUUGCCGGUAUUGCUGCUUCACACGUCACCAGCGGUGCGAUCGGUCAUAUUGUUGCUAUCGAUCCUUCCUACUUCGGAUGGACUCACAACCCUAACAUUCUGAGCGCCGACAAAGCUACUGUAGUAGAGGUUCUCCACGCUACCGCUGGUGUCCUCGGCUACGACUACCCCUUGGGAGACCUUGACUUUUACCCCAACGGUGGUACCUAUCAAACUGGUUGCGGUGCUGAUAUCUCUUGCUCCCAUAUUUUGAGUUACGCCUUCUAUGCUGAGUCUCUAACUGCUGUGGGUGGUAGCCAAUUUGUUGCUACAGCUUGUGACAGUUACGAGGAAGCUAUUUCUCAAACAUGCUCUGGGGACAAGGGAGUAGUCUUCGGUGGCAUCGGAGAUAAGAGCGGUCAAUCCGGUAUCUAUUCGUUCCAGACUAACUUCGUGCCUCCGUUCGCUCAGGGCUAAUAAUGAGAUUUAUCUAUUCUGAGUUAUAUCUGAAAAUGACAACUAAAUAAAUAAAGUAUUUAACAUCCCGUC
This is a messenger RNA of Spodoptera litura, 1021 nucleotides long. RefSeq names its product pancreatic triacylglycerol lipase-like. Lineage: Eukaryota; Metazoa; Arthropoda; Insecta; Lepidoptera; Noctuidae. Gene Ontology annotation, molecular function: serine hydrolase activity; lipase activity. Gene Ontology annotation, biological process: lipid catabolic process. The record is from RefSeq and is a predicted model, not a curated record.